Molecule: messenger RNA, 1149 nt
Organism: Xylona heveae TC161
Lineage: Eukaryota; Fungi; Ascomycota; Xylonomycetes; Xylonales; Xylonaceae
Product: Ribokinase-like protein
Exons: 6
Coding region: 1-1149 (382 amino acids)
Biological process (GO): pyridoxal 5'-phosphate salvage
Cellular component (GO): cytosol
Molecular function (GO): pyridoxal kinase activity
Source: RefSeq, a predicted model, not a curated record
AUGGGUGCGGAAGAAGCGCGCUCUGACUCGGAGCCCGACAGCCCCGCGCCAGAAGCUCAAGCAGUCGCAAAAGAUAUCAACCACCAUGACCAUGACCAUGACGAAUUCGCUGUGCCAGACACACGCGUGUUGGCUGUCGCCAGCCAUGUCGUGUUUGGAUAUGUGGGGAAUACAAUGGCCACGUUCGUCAUGCAGUCGCUGGGCUGCGAGGUCGCUGCUCUGAACACUGUACAUUUCAGCAAUCAUACAGGCUACAGACACUUUCGAGGAACCCGAGCAACGGCGGAAGAAAUGCGCGAUAUCUACGAUGGUCUGAAACACAACUACCUCAACGAGUUCGACAUGAUGCUCUCCGGGUACGUUCCCGGCGCGGAGGCAGUCAUGACGGUUGGCGCAAUCGCAAGGGAUCUGCGAUUGAAGUUUUCCACGAAACCCGGUGGUUUUUUCUGGGUACUUGACCCAGUCAUGGGUGACCAAGGAAAGCUCUACGUGGGCAACGACGUCCUACCAGCGUACAAGAACAUUCUGCGCGACGCAGACCUAAUACUGCCCAACCAAUUCGAAGCAGAAAUCAUAUCCGGGAUCAAAAUCACCGACUUCAGCUCUCUGAAAGAAGCCAUUUCCGUGCUUCACUUCCAAUACAUGGUGCCGCAUGUAGUCGUGACGUCCAUUUCGUUUGACAGCUCUUCGCCCGUGCUGUCCGUCGUCGGGUCGACUCUGCGCUCGGAUCGGUCGCCGCGGAUAUUCCGCAUCGACGUUCCAGCAAUCGACUGUUUUUUCAGCGGCACCGGCGACAUGUUUGCGGCGCUGAUGGUCGUGCGGUUACGCGAGGCUGCCACGGCGGCAGGUCUGACGCAUAAAAAGUCCUGGAUCAGCCCGGAUGACGUCGAGCAGGUGGAGCUGCCGCUUGCGAAGGCGGCAGAAAAGGUGCUCUCGAGUAUGCAGUCCGUGUUGGAGAAGACAAAGAUUGCACGAGACAAGGAACUGGAAGAGCUCGGAGGCCCACUGGGUGCGCUCGAACGUGAAAAGGAUAGCGAAAAGCGGUUACAUUUGAGACAUACAAAGGCCGCGGAGAUCAGACUGGUACGAAACGUCAAAUAUCUGAGGGAACCCGAGGUGAAGGUUUCAGCCGUGCCAUUGGAUGUUUGA